UGUAAUACACGUUUAUUCAAAUUCAGGGAAUGUAUCCAAGUCUGAGUUAUAAAUGAAGUGGACCGGUGCGAUCCGUUGCAGCCAAUCAUGACGUUCGUGCUCGUGCACAGGUGGCGGGAGGGUAUAAAAGGGGGCAGCGGGAGCGAGAGCGAAGGAAAUUAUGGUGCAUGCUAACGAUAUGGAGCGGAGGCGGGAUAAUGGCAGAUAAACAGCUUAAGAGGAAACGCACAGAGGAAUAUACAUUUAAAAAUAAAGGUUGUUAUCAGGACAGGUGGAAGAUCCGCGUUAAUAUCGGUGCGACUGCAGCAGUGGAAGGACCUCCGGGAGCUGAAAGGCCUGAAAACAGACGCCGAAGCCGCCAUUACUGCUCGACAGAGAGAAGGCGCAGAAAACUACCCAAGACGCAACUCCUACUCUCCCUGCAUCUCACUCCCAAAACACAACUGAGCUGUCAUCUCGUCGCUGCAAGAGCAUGGCACUGGCCUGGCUCCAGUCUCACCUGUCCUGCUCUCACCUGAUCAGUAUCUCCAGUAUCACACAUCAGCGCUCUCCAAGUAAAGCCUGCUGAACAGGACUGCACAGUGAGCCAUGCUGUCUGGUACUUGGCGGCGCUCUGUGGGGCAUCAGCAGCAUGCUGCAGCACCUGUGGUGGCCACCAGGGGGAUGACGGUGUGUGGAGUCCCCAGCGGUACAGUGGUCCUCGAGGCCCAGUAUGACUACAACUACCGCGGUGCCGAUGGACGUCAGGUCUGCAUAAGGGAGGGAGAGCGGUUUAUUCUCCUGAAGAAGACCAACGCUGACUGGUGGCAGGUGCGGAGGAUUGGGGCAGCCAGUAAAACAAAGCCUUUGUAUGUACCUGCUACGUAUGUGACGGAGGUGCCCAUUGCACCCAUGCCCUCGCCGCAGCGCCUGGUGAUGUCUGCCUCGCUGAACUCCAACCUCAGGAUACUGCCAAGGGUGGCGCUCACUCCCAGCCCGACAGAGACUCCCUGUAAUGAGCAGCAUCAAGUCAACAAACCCUUCUACCGCUCCAUGGAAAACCUCAACUCCAACAGUGCCUUCCAGGGGCUGGGCAACAACACCAGCACAGGUGGAAGACGCUUCCCCACACUGUCCCUCUCUGGAUUCCCCAUUACUCCCAACUCCUCCACCUCCCCAUCAGGCCACCUCAUGGUCCCUGGAUCCCUCACAGCCUCCACGGCCCAGAAGGCACCACCACCGAACCCCAGGGUGGUCCCCAUGAUCACGCGGAGCCAGAGCUCCAGCAACCUGUCUGAAAACACGCUGGAGAACCCGUACGACGAGGUGGGCGGCGGCCUCGGCACCCUCAUCAACCACAGGAUCCCGAAGAAGUCUUGCAGCCAGUGGGAUGUGGUGGGGGCCUCUGGCAAGAAGAACCAUCUGCAGGUCCCAACAGAGUCCUAUAUGUCGCAGCUGUCCUGGCAAGACUCACCUCUUUACACUGAAAACAUGCAGCCAGAGAAACUUCCGUCACAGCCGGAGCCGCCCCGCCCCGCCCCGGGUCAACAGCCUCUUCAGAUCAAGGACCUCUGGGAGCAGUACUCAGACCCAGCUACAGGUAGAUUCUACUACGUCAACACCAUCACCAAGGAGAGGUCCUGGAAACCCCCUCGCAGGGCUCGUGGACACACUAGCAACAUGGCCAGUCCAGUACAACCUCAGACAUUACCCAGGGAAACCAGCCAUCUGUCACUACCACUUUCUGAAGCUGGCAACGGAACUAUGCACAGGCUUUCACCUGAUUUCCUCUUUGGGAGCCACCAGAGGAAAACUGACAGUGGCUGGCAGAUGAAACAGAGCAUGCAGCGUGCAGCCUCGUCUGACACCAUUAGCACGAUGACGUUCAGCAAUGCAGAUGCUCAGUGCCAUAACUCUGCUCCCCUGCAUGAUGCCAAGCAGCAGCUCAGCCACUCUCAAUCUAUGAUCCUGCCUGAGAAUGGCAAGCUGGUGCAGCAGUGCAGAGAUUACUCCUGUAAUGUGACCAACAUCGUCGUGGAGCCUCCGUCUUCAGAGAGCUCUCCAGACAGCGAUGGCUGCACACCGGAGCUGGAGAAAGCUGGUCUCUUGAACAAGACAAAAAUUGCGGAAGGAGGCCGGAAACUGAGGAAAAACUGGAGUCCAUCCUGGGUCGUGUUGGUCGGGAACAGUCUGGUUUUCUUCAAAGAUCCUAAAUCACAGACCCCUUCCAGCUGGAAACCAGGAAACAGUCGCCCUGAGAGCAGCGUGGAUUUAAGAGGAGCACAGCUGCACUGGGCCAACGAGCUGUCCAGCAAGAAGAAUGUCUUCAAGCUGAGGACGGUGACAGGCAACGAGUUCCUGCUGCAAUCAGAGACGGACUCUCUGAUCAAAGAGUGGUACAACACCAUUCAGAACGUCAUCGACAGACUGGACCGUGAAAACCCGUUAGACAACGUCCUUCUGUACUCUCUGAGGAGAGCGGGCAGCGUGGAGAUGCUGGACCACAGUGGAGAUGAAGAUGAGAGGAGAACGUCACUCCCUCGCUCGACGUCCAACCUGGAGAACACAGAGAGGAAGAGAGUAAAGACCCGGCUGAAGAAGCUGAUCCUAAAGAGACCUCCUCUGCAGACCCUGCAGGAGAAAGGGCUCAUUAAAGAUCAGGUGUUUGGCUGUCGUCUGGAGAUGCUCUGCGAGCGGGAGAAGAGCACCGUCCCUCGCUUCGUCAGGCUUUGUACUGAGGCUGUGGAGAGGAGAGGACUGGACACUGAUGGCAUCUACAGAGUGUCAGGAAACCUGGCAGUGAUUCAGAAACUACGCUUCCUGGUGAACCACGAGCGAGCGGUGACUACUGACGGCCGUUACAUGUUCCCAGUGGAGUUGGUACAAGAGGAGAAGCUGAAUUUGGACGAGAGUGAGUGGGAGGACAUUCAUGUCAUCACGGGAGCUUUGAAACUUUUCUUUCGCGAGCUUCCCGAGCCUCUGGUGCCCUACGGCUUCUUCACAGACAUCGUGGAGACAGUCAAGAUGUCGGACUACAUGGACAAAGUGGACCGUUUGAAGUGUCUGGUGCUUAACAUGCCUCCUCCGAACCACGACACGCUGCAGUUCAUGUGCCGCCAUCUCAAACGAGUGUUGGAACAUACAGACAUCAACAGAAUGACCACACAGAACAUCGGCAUCGUGUUUGGGCCGACACUGAUGCGCCCGGAGCGGGACAACGGCAACAUGGCGGUGAAUAUGGUUUACCAGAACCAGGCGGUGGAGCUCAUCCUCAGCGAGUUUGACCACAUCUUUGGAACGAGAGGCCCCUCUUGAUCUUUUCGGACAGGGUGGGGGGUGAUGGGUUCAAAAGGCUCCUCCAGAUCAGACGAAAGCACAAGUAGUGCAGCGUUUGUCCUCUUUGCCUGUUGACUCAUAUGGUGUAAAAUGGAUUUCACAUCAAAAGAUAAUUACGGGGUAAAAAGAACCAGGACAGAAAGCUGCUAAUCAUGACAUCUGGCCUCCAUAUAAAGCCAUGUUAAAACAAUAAUAGUAAAACAAGCCAAUUUUAGCUGCAGUACUUGUGCCUUUGACUGCAAAUGUGGAGCCCAGCCCCGGUGUUCUUUACUGCUCGAACAGACGCCUCCUUGUCACUUUUCUUUCAUGUUUCAGACUCGAUCAGGAUAAAUAAAAAGCCAUAAAAGUGAUAGAUCUCCUCCAGCCUGUUCAGCUAGCUUUGUAUUAAUCAGUUAUUUAUCAAGGAAUGUGAGGAAGGACGCGUUGGAAACGUAGCACUGAAGCAAAACUUAGCAGAACCAUCUCACUGUGAAAACGCAUGCACCAGCACCUCUUGCAGGAAGGAUGGACAGAUCCCACCUGCAGUGUUACUGUAGGUAUACUGUACAAUUAUGCAAACAAGCAGGAAGCAGGCUGCGCAUGUAAAUGUACCCACAUCACCACUGAAGUUAUACAGUGUGUAUAGAUGAAAGGGUUUCCAGGCUCAUUUCAGAGAAGUCUUCAAAGAUAAAAGCAUAAUUUGCAGUGAUGGGAUGAAUGUGCCAACAGGGCAGCAAAUGUUCCUUUGUACCAAAUAGUACUUUGUCAUGUGUGUGGACCUUCAGAGUUUCCCUUACUGUACAAAUUGGGACCUGUCUUCUAUUUUUAUUAGCAAACUCCUCAGAUUAAGUUAAAUAUGAUGAAGUUGUAAAUAUGUGAAAUAGUGUGUUUGUCAACUUGUAGCACUUUGCAUACGGUCUGUAACCUAAACAUUAUAUAUAUUAGUCAAAUUCAAACUGAUACAUUUGCUUUGAAUGAGCAGAUUGAUGUUAGAAUACCUGAUUGUUAAACUCCCCUGCAAUAAAAAGAACUAAACAACUGA
Molecule: messenger RNA, 4336 nt
Organism: Lates calcarifer (barramundi perch)
Lineage: Eukaryota; Metazoa; Chordata; Actinopteri; Centropomidae
Gene: arhgap9
Product: Rho GTPase activating protein 9
Exons: 22
Coding region: 589-3294 (901 amino acids)
Biological process (GO): signal transduction; regulation of GTPase activity
Cellular component (GO): cytoplasm
Molecular function (GO): protein binding; phospholipid binding
Source: RefSeq, a predicted model, not a curated record